Molecule: messenger RNA, 1584 nt
Organism: Aureobasidium pullulans EXF-150
Lineage: Eukaryota; Fungi; Ascomycota; Dothideomycetes; Dothideales; Saccotheciaceae
Product: phospho protein phosphatase PPZ
Exons: 3
Coding region: 1-1584 (527 amino acids)
Cellular component (GO): nucleus; cytoplasm
Molecular function (GO): protein serine/threonine phosphatase activity
Source: RefSeq, a predicted model, not a curated record
AUGGGUAAUCAGCCGUCCAAGGGCGACAAGGGCUCGCAAGACGGCCCCGAUCUCAGCUCCUAUCCCUCCUUCUCAAAGUCCGACACCCAGGGCUCCACGCGUUCCUUCCGCGGCUCCAUUCGUUCAAAGAUCCCCUCCAAGAUAUCCACCGACAACCUGCGCGGCUCUUCGUCUUCACUGGCCUCGCCUAAGAGACAGUCAGAACCCGGGCUAGAUGCCGCCGCUGUCCAGUCCAUACCCGCCUCAAGCAGGCACAAACGCUCUCCAUCUGCUCCCUCGCUUUCCGAGACGUCGCGCAGGGGUAGUGGAGGCAGCAACGAUGCUCAGGAUCAAGACAGCGUUCAGGGCCCUCCCUCCCCCACCUUGUCUUCUUCUAUCGGCCAUGGCCAUUCCGACAUCACCCAGGCUCAGCGAUCUGGUGAGGUCGAACACGUCUCUGACGCUCCCCCUACCGGCACUCUUCAACACAACAACCUCACCGAACCUAAAGAAUCCAUCUUGAUGAAGAAGGCCGAUCACAAGCCUAGCGCCGCUGCAGCAGCACUCGCCCUGUCAGAAGGUUCCGCUUCGUCCAAGGAUAUGGACAUCGGAGCACUCAAGACCUCGGAUCUGGACGAAAUGAUCAAGCGCCUGAUUGAUGCCGGAUAUGCCGGAAAGGUCACAAAGACCGUAUGCCUGAAGAAUGCCGAAAUCUUUGCUAUCUGUCAGGCCGCACGCGAGGUUUUCCUCUCACAGCCCGCUUUGCUAGAGCUUGCUCCCGCCGUCAAGAUUGUUGGCGACGUUCAUGGCCAGUACACCGAUCUGCUCCGUAUGUUUGAGAUGUGCGGAUUCCCUCCAAACUCAAACUACCUCUUCCUAGGCGACUACGUGGACCGUGGAAAGCAAAGCUUGGAAACCAUUCUCCUGUUGCUCUGUUAUAAGCUCCGCUACCCCGAGAACUUCUUCCUUCUGCGUGGCAACCAUGAAUGUGCCAAUGUCACUCGUGUCUACGGCUUCUACGAUGAAUGCAAGCGUCGUUGCAACAUCAAGGUUUGGAAGUCAUUCGUCGACACUUUCAACUGCUUGCCUAUCGCAUCUGUUGUCGCCGGAAAGAUUUUCUGUGUACACGGAGGUCUAUCGCCUAGUCUUUCACACAUGGACGAUAUUCGCAACAUUGCCAGACCAACUGAUGUUCCCGACUAUGGCCUACUCAACGAUCUUCUCUGGAGUGAUCCAGCAGACAUGGAAAAUGAUUGGGAAGCCAAUGAACGUGGAGUCAGUUAUUGCUUUGGCAAAAAGGUUAUCAUGGAGUUCCUCGCAAAACACGACUUCGACCUUGUGUGCAGAGCCCACAUGGUGGUCGAGGAUGGAUACGAGUUCUUUACCGACCGUGUUUUGGUGACCGUCUUCUCAGCACCUAACUACUGUGGAGAGUUCGACAAUUGGGGAGCCGUCAUGUCUGUUUCUGGCGAGCUGUUGUGUAGCUUUGAGUUGCUGAAGCCUUUGGACUCCAGCGCUCUCAAGCGGCACAUCAAGAAGGGCCGAAAUGAACGCCAGAACAUGCUCAACAGUCCGCCCGCGAGUCAGUACCCUCAGAGUUAUUAG